Molecule: messenger RNA, 1224 nt
Organism: Nothobranchius furzeri (turquoise killifish)
Lineage: Eukaryota; Metazoa; Chordata; Actinopteri; Cyprinodontiformes; Nothobranchiidae
Product: PTB domain-containing engulfment adapter protein 1
Source: RefSeq, a predicted model, not a curated record
UUAUUAACUCCAGUAGACUUUACACCCCUCAGCUUACACCUGCAACAAGACACCGGCUCACUUCUCUUUAAUAAUCACAAAAAUAAGACUAAAUCCAUAACUAUUCGACUGAUUUAGUAACCAAGCAGCUGACAGGGUUCAGUUCAUCGACCGGCUUUGAGAUGGAUGACAUCAUAGAUGAUUCCAAUGAGAUCUUGUUUACUGUAAAGUUUCUCGGCCGAGUUGAAGUCGUUCGGCCUUCUGGAGUCCAGAUCCUGGAGGAAGCUGCUCAGAACCUGAAGACGCCAGAUAAGUACUCCUCAGAGAAGGCAUCAAAGAAAAGCAAAGUCCACCUUUACCUGUCCUCAAACACGCUCGACAUUCUGGAGCACAAAACAAAGUUCCUCCUGUACUCGUGUCCACUGACCACAGUCUCUUUCUGCGCCGUCCUGUCGUCUUCGCCCAAAGUCUUCGGCUUUGUGGCUCAGCAUCUCGCCACCGACACGUUCCACUGUUAUCUUUUCCAGAGCAGGAAGUUUGCUCACGUUUUGGUUUCUGUCAUUGGUGGAUCCUUCCAAACUUCACCAAAAGAGGAAAGUAGCAGAGGAGGUCGAGAUCUGAUCGUGGAAGCACUCAGACACAAAAAUAAAAAGCUGCUGAAGGAGAAUGAGGAGCUGAAAAGGAGACUUGCUGCAAACUAGCUGGCAGUUCCUAAACAGAUUUGCUAUAGUUUUGUACAAACAGGACCAAAAUCAAUGUGAGAAAACAAAUUUCUGUGUGUUUCUUGGUCUUUUCUCUAUGCACAUCAUUGAUGGAACAUGUACUUUCACUUUGACAAAACAAUAUUAAAGUAUUAUCAAUUACAAAUAUAUAAGGCUGACUAGAAGAGUUACUGUUUAAUCCUGUGAUGAAUAAUAGUCAAAAUUAGAUCCAUAUUUAUUUGCUGUUCUUCAAUAGACAGGAUACACACUUUGGUAUAUAAACCUUUUAUAGGCACAUAUAAUGAAGCAGCUAAAAUAGAUUGAUGGACAAUGAAGUAAAUUUUUUUUUUUACUGAAAAUGAGAUUAGAGUUUUGACAACAUAUACUUAUUAAAAAUAGAGAAAAGUAAAAAGUAUGAUAAAAAGUGAGGAAAGGACAAUGUAAAACCACAAUAUGAAAAAAAAUGUUAAAAACAACUGUGAGUGAAAAAUGUAUGUAACUGGCUUGUAACUAAAGAUUACAAAUAAAAAGAAAUUAAAAUACA